Cokeromyces recurvatus is the source of this 1381-nucleotide messenger RNA. RefSeq lists its product as uncharacterized. The transcript has a single exon. Bases 247 to 948 code for a protein of 233 amino acids. NCBI's taxonomy places the organism in Eukaryota, Fungi, Mucoromycota, Mucoromycetes, Mucorales, Mucoraceae. The record is from RefSeq and is a predicted model, not a curated record.
UAUUUUUUAAUAAAAAACUACACGAAGUUUUCACAGACUUGUCUUUUGUCUUUUCUCUUUCUUUAACUUUUUGCUAUCAAAACAAUCGAUACUGAAAACCAUCGUGGUCUUCUUAUUUUAGCAUUGGAAGUUUAUGGCCGUGACCCUGAUAUUGAUAGCCACGCCGAACAACGAAGCUCUACUGGAUCCACUCGCCAAUCGACAUCUGUGCCGUCUUUGGGCCACAACGAUUUCGAAAUAUGUACUAUGCACCAAACAGAAGGAAGUAAUAUUUCCAUGAAGCUUAUACUUGGUACUCACUCCUUUAACGCCCUUGUAACUGCUAGUACACGUAUUGACAAUUUGGUUGAUCAGCCGGAAUGCGGACCUAACACUGUAAAUUUCGUUGUGCCUCCUCGAUUCCAUUUAAAAUACAAACUAUACCUUGACUCGCAAUCAUGGUCUGACUCUUUAACGCUAGAUAAAAAGACUAACUUGAAUUCAAUUUAUACCCACUCCCGACUUAUGCAACUUCGACAGCUUAAAACACGAUUUCAUAAAAUUGAUACUUACUCUUCUUCGCGUUCUUCAUUAUUCCAUGGCUAUUUACAGCAACCUAUGACAGUAUUCACGUAUGGUAAAAGUACUACAUCUAUUAAUUCUGGGGCCUUAUCUUCUAGGUUAUUAGCUACUUUAGCUACCUCAGUUAUGAGGGAUGGUGAAAAUGCUCGUUUAGGGAAAAACAGCGUUGAAAAAUUAUUGUCCGAAUUUACCAAAGAAACAAAGGCUAAACUUGUUUUUCUACGAAUACUUCAACUUUUUGACGACGGUGAUAUUAUUCCUAUUAUUGGAAAUACUGACCUGAAUUCUCUUGCUGAGGAAUUAGCUACCUUGUUAGCACCGUAUAUAUCUACCGCAAACAAAAAAAGUGUUAUUCCUUCCCUCGCCGACCAUUUAAAAUCAUAUUGAUUGUAGUAACCCACUCUUUUUAUUAAAUGUAUACCUGUUGCACUCCCUCUUCCUCUUCAUGUCAUGCAAUACCUUUUAUUAUCAUUGUUUAUUAUUAAAAGCUAUUAGUUAAAAAAUAAAAUAUAGUACAGUAAUACAGGCUUCAAACUCGACCAACCCUAAAUUCUUAAACAUCUCUAAAUUCAUAUUUUUGUGACAGAAAUGCAAAAAAAUAAAAACUGAGGGAGGAGAUGCAUUUUGAAAAUGGUCGGAAAUUGUUUUGGUUAUAGCUGAGAUGCACCAUACCCACCUACUAUUUCUUAUAAAUGUACCACGUAUCUUUUGUUAUUAUUAAAUGUUCGAGCAUGUUUAAGAAUUUAGGGUUGGUCGAGUUUGAAGCCUGUAUUACUGUACUAUAUUUUAUUUUUUAACUAAUAGCUUUUAAUAAUAAACA